Penicillium maclennaniae is the source of this 1671-nucleotide messenger RNA. RefSeq names its product recombinase RAD51. Gene Ontology annotation, biological process: mitotic recombination-dependent replication fork processing; reciprocal meiotic recombination; mitotic recombination. Gene Ontology annotation, cellular component: condensed nuclear chromosome. The coding region runs from base 1 to 1671 and encodes 556 amino acids. The transcript is spliced from 7 exons. NCBI's taxonomy places the organism in Eukaryota, Fungi, Ascomycota, Eurotiomycetes, Eurotiales, Aspergillaceae. Gene Ontology annotation, molecular function: ATP binding; double-stranded DNA binding; ATP-dependent DNA damage sensor activity. The record is from RefSeq and is a predicted model, not a curated record.
AUGUUCCAGCGAUGGAGGAUCCGCAGAUACGCCGCACUCGAGACUGGUCAGAAGUUGGUGGAUUUCGAGCAGUAUCCCCUGCUGGCACAAGAUGACGUCCCCUUUGGUGCCAGAGCCCUGGAGAGAGGAAUCGAGGUCGAAGGUAUCUGGGUCUCCAACAACAAUACUCCAAUCCAAACACCUUGUCAGCCCGGGACUCCCAGCACCAUCCGAAGAGGCACGUCUCUCAGAAGUCUCCCGUCCAACUCAGCCCUCAGGUCACCUUCGAUCCAACCGGUUAUUCCAGUGACACCACCAGCCCUCGAGAAUAUCGCGGUAUCUCGCGCAUCUCUGCCACCAUUCGCCCCGGUUCCAAUUCUCCCCGACGCAGACAUCUUCAAGGAACUCCACUACACCUAUGAGCCGCAACGUCCUGGAGGAGUGUACUCCCCUUUGACGACAUCCACAUUCCCAAGUUCACCAAGUAAAUUUAAUCGCCGCAGCAACAUCGCGACCUCCACCGACAGACGAGCCAGCUUCCACAAUCGAGUCUUCCGUGCAAGCCAGCUGUCCGAGACCAACAGUCGCGCCAGUCUCAACGACCUCGACGAGGCGCAGUUGGAAUCAGCUGGCAAUGACUCUAGUGCUUCCGCACCGGUCGAGCAGCAGGCUUCACGGAAGAACAGUACGGCUUCUUCGAAGGCGGUCGUCGGAGGAGUUCAGACACAGACUCAGGAGAUGGACGAGAGUGGGUUGCCCGGCCCCGGUGCGCCUACCCCUCUCUCCGCACUGGAGGGACUUGUGGGCUUAACAGCCAGAGAUAUCAAAUUGUUUGUGGAUGCUGGAUACCACACUAUAAAGGGCAUCUCUGAGCAAAAGGCGACUAAGGUCUUGGUCGAGGCUGCGAAACUCGUGCCUAUGGGGUUCACAACGGCCACUGAAAUGCAUGCUCGACGAAGUGAGCUUAUCUCAAUCACCACCGGAUCAAAGCGCCUCGACACCCUACUCGGAGGCGGUGUUGAAACGGGUUCAAUUACUGAAAUAUUCGGAGAAUUCAGAACGGGAAAGAGUCAAAUUUGUCACACGCUCGCUGUGACCUGCCAGCUUCCCUUCGACAUGGGCGGAGGUGAAGGGAAGUGUUUGUACAUCGACACCGAGGGAACCUUCCGACCCGUCCGUCUCCUAGCAGUCGCUCAGCGGUUCGGCCUCGUUGGAGAAGAAGUCCUCGACAACGUGGCAUACGCACGCGCGUACAACUCAGACCAUCAGCUGCAACUGCUCAACCAGGCAUCACAGAUGAUGUGCGAGACCCGAUUCUCGCUCCUCAUCGUCGACUCAGCAACCUCCCUCUACCGUACGGAUUUCAACGGUCGUGGUGAGCUCUCGUCACGACAGACGCAUCUGGCCAAGUUCAUGCGUACGCUACAGCGUCUCGCUGAUGAGUUUGGUAUCGCGGUUGUCAUCACCAAUCAGGUCGUUGCUCAGGUGGACGGUGGGCCGAGUGCGAUGUUCAAUCCUGAUCCAAAGAAGCCUAUUGGUGGUAAUAUCAUUGCUCACGCGAGUACCACUCGCCUCAGCUUGAAGAAGGGUCGUGGUGAGACUCGUAUUUGCAAAAUUUAUGACAGCCUUGUCUCCCUGAAAGCGAUUGACGGUAUCGGCGAUCCUAACGAGAAGGAUGUGGAGAAUGAGUAA